UCCCGCCGGCAGGCAUCGCACGCGAAUUUUCGGAUCCGAGCACGAAAACCGACGGAAACGCUCGCGAAAUCAGAAAACUAGGACCGGGGCCCCCUAGAAAUCCGAAAAACUAGGAUUAAGCCUCGCGCGAAAACCGGAAAUGUACUCGCAGUGAUGUCCUGUCAUGAGGCCCGUCAUCAUCGCGGCCUGCCUGCUGCUGCUCGCGCCCAUCACCGACUCCUGGUGGGCGUCCGGCAGCGCAGUGAUCCUCGACCCUCGCAUGGUGUGUAAGAAGAACCGUCGCCCGCGCGGCCGCCUCGCGCAGAUCUGCCGCAACGAGACCGGCCUGCUGCGCGAGAUCAGCCGCGGCGUCACCCUCGGCGCCACCGAGUGCGCCCACCAGUUCCGCCACAGGCGCUGGAACUGCACCACGCAGAGGCGCAGCAUGAGGAAGAUACUCAUGAGAGAUACAAGGGAAACUGGGUUCGUGAACGCAAUCACGGCGGCCGGAGUCACAUACGCGAUCACUCGGGCGUGCACCGCCGGCGCGCUACUGGAGUGCUCUUGUGAAAAGGGUGCACCAAAAUCGCGUCGAGGCAAGGCCUUAACGGUUCCCACCCCACCGGUCACCACCCAGAGCGACAGGUGGCAGUGGGGAGGGUGCAGUGACAACGUCCGCUUCGGCCUGCAGAAGUCCAGGGAAUUCAUGGACAGCAGAUACAGAAAGCGGAGCGACAUCAAAACACUGAUCAAACUGCACAACCAUAACGCUGGGAGGUUGGCCAUAAAGUCGAACAUGAGGAUAGAGUGUAAGUGCCACGGACUGUCGGGCUCGUGUACACUGAGGACGUGCUGGUGGCGGAUGCCGGCAUUCAGAGAGGUCGGCGACAGGCUUAGGGAUAAGUUCGAGGGAGCCGCUAAGGUGAUCUCCAAUAACGACGGUGACAAUUUCAUGCCCGAGAGUACAAAUAUAAAGCAGCCUGGCAAAAAAGAUAUAGUCUACUCGGAGCAGUCGCCGGACUUCUGCGUCCCCAACGCGAAGACUGGGUCACUGGGCACGGAGGGGAGACAGUGCAACGUCAGCUCCGCCGGGACGGAAGGCUGUGAUCAACUCUGUUGUAGGAGAGGCUUCACGCAGACCACGGUGCGCGAGCCCGAGAACUGCAACUGUCAUUUCAAGUGGUGUUGCGAGGUGAUCUGCGAGACGUGUUUCGUCAAACGGGAAAUACAAACAUGCCUUUAAUGUGAUAAAUAUAUAUUUGUUAAAUAAAGAUUAUUUAAUGUGGAUCUAACCGAUCAA
This is a messenger RNA of Aricia agestis (brown argus), 1279 nucleotides long. RefSeq names its product protein Wnt-6 (gene Wnt6). Gene Ontology annotation, cellular component: extracellular region. The transcript is spliced from 6 exons. The record is from RefSeq and is a predicted model, not a curated record. Gene Ontology annotation, molecular function: frizzled binding; cytokine activity. Lineage: Eukaryota; Metazoa; Arthropoda; Insecta; Lepidoptera; Lycaenidae. The coding region runs from base 164 to 1222 and encodes 352 amino acids. Gene Ontology annotation, biological process: neuron differentiation; cell fate commitment; multicellular organism development.